Messenger RNA from Hippocampus comes (tiger tail seahorse), 704 nucleotides. RefSeq names its product adaptor related protein complex 1 subunit sigma 3b (gene ap1s3b). Gene Ontology annotation, molecular function: clathrin-cargo adaptor activity. The coding region runs from base 154 to 627 and encodes 157 amino acids. The transcript is spliced from 6 exons. Gene Ontology annotation, biological process: vesicle-mediated transport; intracellular protein transport. The record is from RefSeq and is a predicted model, not a curated record. NCBI's taxonomy places the organism in Eukaryota, Metazoa, Chordata, Actinopteri, Syngnathiformes, Syngnathidae. Gene Ontology annotation, cellular component: membrane coat; AP-1 adaptor complex.
AGCUUCGCAACUUUCUCCACUUGUGGCUGUCGACGGUGGACGACAGGACUGUUAAGUUAAGGUUAUGUGCUUUAAAAGAAUAUCUUGACCCCGUGUGAGGGUUCGGUUUUAUAUUUCACUUUUGUGGGACACCUUGAUUAACCAGCCGGCAACAUGAUGCGCUUCCUGCUCCUCUUCAGUCGCCAGGGCAAGUUGCGUUUGCAGAAAUGGUACACGCCCAUGUCUGAUCGGGAGAAAAAGAAGAUCAUCAGGGACAUGACCACAGCCGUGUUGGCACGGCAACCGCGUACCUGUAACUUCCUGCACUGGAAAGACCUGAAGAUUAUUUACAAAAGAUAUGCAAGCUUGUACUUCUGCUUGGCUAUAGAGAACCAUGAGAAUGAGCUGCUUGCUUUGGAGGUCAUUCAUCGCUACGUUGAGCUGUUGGACAGAUACUUUGGCAAUGUGUGCGAGCUCGACAUAAUCUUUAACUUUGAGAAGGCCUAUUUUAUCUUGGACGAGUUCCUCAUGGGAGGGGAAAUCCAGGAAACCUCCAAGCAGAUUGUGAACCGCUCCAUCGAAGCCUCAGACAUGUUGCAGGAGGAUGGCAGCAAUGAUUGGUAUGAGGUGGAGCUGUUUGGACCUUGAAUAUGGACAGACAGACAAUGGAGGAGUAUAUGAGCAAGCCGGCAUUUUGACACAAGGGGCAACGUAAGCAAAGGACC